Molecule: messenger RNA, 3753 nt
Organism: Sebastes umbrosus (honeycomb rockfish)
Lineage: Eukaryota; Metazoa; Chordata; Actinopteri; Perciformes; Sebastidae
Gene: e2f8
Product: E2F transcription factor 8
Exons: 14
Coding region: 334-3111 (925 amino acids)
Biological process (GO): regulation of transcription by RNA polymerase II
Cellular component (GO): RNA polymerase II transcription regulator complex
Molecular function (GO): DNA-binding transcription factor activity, RNA polymerase II-specific; RNA polymerase II cis-regulatory region sequence-specific DNA binding
Source: RefSeq, a predicted model, not a curated record
GGUCUGGCCUGGCCCCGCCUCUCUCCCACAGGCAGGAAGUGCGCGCAUAGGGCGGGCCCAUGGGCGGGCCAAAUGCUGCUGGUCACCAAACUUUACCCCUCUGUAGUGAAGUUGACCGAGAGGCCUCCUGGUGCUCCUGACUCUGACUAGCAGACGGGAACAACUCCAACAGCUUGUUGGCUGCGUUAGUCAUCAUUCUGCGUGGAAACGUGUGCUGCUGAAAGCACCAUCUCAGAGCUCGGAUUAGAACACAUCAGGGAUCCACAACACAUCACGGUACCGGGAGGAUGGGACGGUUCACCUGAGCGACGUCUUCACGGAUUACGGUGGAACAUGUCAAGUACAGCCCUGGAAUCUCAAACGCUGACCCAGAGAUCACAUUCAAAGGAUGAUGGCUUUGUAGCACCCCAGGUUCCAGGAAAUACUCCAAAGAAGUUAUCAGGUCCCUGUGCAGUGUCAGUGGAGAACCAGCUGACCAUGGGUCCCCUCACUACACCGAAAAAAGGAAGGGAAGUAGGCUCUGUUGACCCCUGGACCCCAACCUCCAACCUUAAGAUGCUCAUCAGUGCUGCUAGUCCUGACAUCAGGAACCGAGAGAAGGAGCUGUGCAUGGACGGUCUUGACCCGUCACAGGACACAGAAAAUGGAGAAGAGUCAGAGAAAAUGAUCAGCAGGAAAGAGAAGAGUCUGGGUUUGCUCUGUCAUAAAUUCCUGGCCCGCUACCCGGAUCACCCAGACCCUGCCCUCAAAAACUACAUCUGCCUGGAUGAUGUGGCCACUGAGCUCAGUGUAGAACGCCGGCGCAUCUAUGACAUCAUGAACGUGCUGGAGAGCCUGCACAUGGUGAGCCGUUCAGCCAAGAACCGCUACACGUGGCACGGGCGGACCAAACUGGCUCAGACUCUGGCCAUCUUGAAGCAGGUGGGCGAGGAGCAAAGGUACGGCCAGCAGAUGCUGCACAUCCGGCAGCGUAUCCUGGACAGGGAGUUUGACCUUGACGGGGAGGAGAAGGAGAACGAGGAGGUGGUGGAGCUGGAGAGUGGGGAGCAGGGACUGAAGGAGCUCUUCUUUGUGGAGCUUCCAGGAGUAGAGUUCAAAGCAGCCUCGGUUAACAGUCGGAAGGACAAAUCUCUGAGGGUGAUGAGCCAGAAGUUCGUCAUGCUCUUCCUGGUGUCUAAUCCUCGCGUGGUCAGUCUGGACGUGGCCGCCAAGAUCCUGAUUGGAGAGGACCAGGGCGCAGAUCAAGACAAGAACAAGUUCAAGACCAAAGUGCGCCGGCUGUAUGAUAUCGCUAAUGUGCUGCGGAGCCUGAAGCUCAUCGAGAAAGUCCAUGUGACAGAAAUGAGGGGGAGGAAACCGGCCUUUGAAUGGGUCGGCCCCGAAGAAUUCCCACAAGUCAAAGACUUGGAGAACUCCACGUCCGAAUGCUCUACCAAGAAGAAAAGUGUACUGGAGUCCCGCGCGUCUGUAGACAACUGUGCCAAAAAGCUAUUUUCAUCGCCCGGGGCGAAACGCAGCUUCACCCGGCACCCCUCCCUCAUAAAGCUGGCCAAGAGCAUUCAGGACGACCGCCGGAAGAUCAACUCUGCCCCCAGCAGUCCUGUCAAGAGUUCCCUCAGCGACUCAUGGAACACUGACUUCCCAAACAAAAUGGCCCAACUUGCUGCUAUUUGUAAGAUCGAGCUUGACCAGAAGGCGCCGACUGGAGCUGAGGAUCCAAAGCCUGCUGCUGCUGUGAGGCUAGAACCGACCUCCUCUGUUUCAAUGGAACCGCCUCAGGCACCGCUACUAACUCCAACCCAGGAGACCAGAGUCAACACUACUGUCCACCUCACCCCCAACACGCCGCUGGCAGCCCUGCCCGCGGGCUCCGUCGCCUACAUCCCCGCACAGUGUUCACCCCUAAUCCCCGUCCUGUUACAUCAGCCGCGUGGGAGCGGGCCCUACGCCGUGUAUAUGCACACUUCUUCCCCCAGGCCAAACCCUCUGGCCAGGCCGCAGCCGACCAGCCUCGCUGUGCGCUCUAUGACCUUUGAGGAUAAGACUGGGCAGAGCCCGACGGGCCAGUGUGCAGCGAAGAGCUGGCCGGCCGUCAGGGCGUCAGACGUCAGCCCCUUGGCGCUCAAACGGCUGCGAUCAGAUUCAGCCUUAGAGAGUAGCCCCUCCAAAGCCAAGAGGACCGACCCCAACUUUAAGGACGCUUCUCCUAAGCUGUGUGAGAUCCUGCAGGCCCGUCUGAAGACCCGUCGCGGCACUCAGCAAUCGAGCCGGUCCUCGCCUCGCGCCCUCCAUCUGGACCCGGAGUUCGUCAACACCCCCGGCGGUGCUGCAGCCAGUCAGACACUAGAGCAGAGUUUGGAGACCUUUCUGGACAGAGAGGACAAGACGGCGAACUCCGACAGCGAGGCGAGAUUAACACCGGUCAGAAUCGUACCCUUCACGCCAGGACAGCUCCACGCCGAGACUUUAGUCCCGGCCGGAUACCUGAUCCCGAUCUCCCAGCAGUCCCUCAUCGGCUACAGGGAAAGUCAAGAUUCAGGGAGAGAAAGCAGCAGGGCUUCAACUCCCACUUACAACAUCUACCAAACACCAACUGCAGGCUCCAGAGCUGCCCUAGCUCAGGAGAUUACACCCACCAGCCUUCGUCUUCACAGAUCAGCCGCUGCCUCGCCACACGCCAUCCAGCAGGCCCACCGCCUCCACAGCCCCAGCCCUGCCAUCCUCAACUUCACCCUGCAGAACCUGGGUCUGAUCUCAGGCUCCAGCCCAGGGAACACCUUCGCCGCCCCCCAGACUCCAGAGUGUGCCAACACCCUGUCCAGCCCACUGCCGGGCCCACUGGCUCUGCAGCAGAGAGGCAUGGUGUUCAUCAAACCCGUGUCCCCUGUGCCUCUCCAGCAGGCUGUGUCAGGGCAGCCAAUGGCCCUGUUCAGUGUACAACAGCCUCUGAUGACCACCCCCAAAGGGACAGCGCUCCCCCAGCAAAGCUUCUUCCAUACGCCGGUCCCCGUCUCCCCCCUGGCUGCCAUGGUAACCACCAGUGGACACCUGGCCACCAAAACUGUUUACAUCCCUCAGAGGAAGCUGGACGUGGCCACAGAGGACUCCUGAAAGGAACCCCUGUGAUGACUGUACAUUAUGUAUGUGUGUGUGUUGUGGGUGGGUGUCUUUUAUUUUCUGUCUGGUUAGCAUUUUACAGUAUUCAUUACCUCUGAACAUUUCACUUCAUUCUCAUCGCAGCCAGCUCUAAAGCAGCUUCGGCCCAGUGGACACAUUUCAAAUCAAGUUCACCAGAAACUCAUGAACACUGUGGUCAUGAGUAGAAGUUGUAUUUCCAGGACUAAAUUUGCAUAAUUGAAUGGAGGAGCGUUAAAUAUUCUUGUUGAUUUCUUUUUUCUUUGUUAAUUUUCUGCUAAUGGGGGUGAUGUGAACACCAAUUUAAAAAUCAGUGCUGUAAAGAGCAACACACUUAACGUAAGUCAGAUGAACGUUUUGACUGAAAGAUAAGUUUGAUUGGACACAUUGUUGAUGGAUCAUUUUGUCUCUAAGUUAAACCCAAUGAGACGGCUUUUGCACAUAUGUACAUGUUGACUGUUAGCCCUGUCCAAAUGGACUUGUGAAGAAGAUGUUAAUGUUUGUGAUUCUAAGACUAAUCAGAUGAGUUUAAUUUAUAAGGAAAUGACCUUCGUUUUCUGACGUCCUGCUAAAUGUAAAAUGCUAAUUGAAUUUUAAUACAUUGUUUUCUAUGAACAU